Molecule: messenger RNA, 5214 nt
Organism: Ilyonectria robusta
Lineage: Eukaryota; Fungi; Ascomycota; Sordariomycetes; Hypocreales; Nectriaceae
Product: PHD transcription factor
Exons: 6
Coding region: 1-5214 (1737 amino acids)
Biological process (GO): chromatin remodeling
Cellular component (GO): nucleus
Molecular function (GO): DNA binding; histone demethylase activity
Source: RefSeq, a predicted model, not a curated record
AUGGUCUCAGUACCAACCGUCGGCGCUACCGCCGCCAGCACCAACAGCGCCAAUGCCAGCUCACGAAGCUCACCCGCAGUCGCCACAGCAGCGAGCCACUCGUCGUCCAAACCGAAGCCCAAGGUCAACUCCAACGGCUACCAUCCUACGAACACGCAUACACCACUCAGUUCCUUGUCCAGUACACCCCUCGACCUGACCUCCGUUGAGCGACGAGGCCAAGCCACAGCUGUCCGCGAACCUGUGAUCAAGAAGGGUCGGCCCCAUGGUCUCGACGAGGCUCCGACCUACUGCCCGACCGAGGAGGAAUGGCGGGAUCCCUUCGAGUACAUGCGCAAGAUCGCACCCGAGGCCUCGAAGUUCGGAAUUUGCAAGAUUAUCCCUCCUGACUCCUGGAAUCCCGAGUUUGCAAUUGACACAGAGAAAUUCCAUUUCAGGACCCGAAAACAGGAGCUCAAUUCUGUAGAAGGAAGCACCCGCGCCAACUUGACAUAUCUUGAUGGCCUCGGAAAGUUUCACAAGCAGCAUGGCAACAAUCUUCAUCGCCUCCCGUAUGUUGACAAGAAGCCGCUUGAUCUGUACCGCUUGAAAAAGGCUGUCGAGUCUCGAGGAGGCUUCGACAAGGUAUGCAAGCUGAAGAAGUGGGCAGAAAUUGGCCGAGACCUCGGUUACAGUGGCAAAAUCAUGUCAUCUCUCUCCACGUCCCUCAAAAAUUCUUACCAGCGAUGGCUUUGUCCAUACGAGGAAUAUCUACGCCUUGCCAAGCCAGGUGUGCAUCAGCAACUCGAGCAGGAGUAUGGUGGUCCCUUGACCCCAAGUCCAGCCCAAACGCCUAUCAAGCGUUCGACUGUCAACACUCCUGCAAGCGGAAGAGGGGACUCGCCAGCCCGCCAUGCAUCCGACAUUCUACAGUCUACCAUUAAUGGAGUCAAAAAGGAGGUUGAUCGAGACACUCCGAUGGCCGAUGCUCCACCUGCCCCCGCCGGCGGCUUCACUGCAAUCAACACAGGAGGUUUUACGGCAGUCAAUUCCGGAUUCACGAGUGUCAAUCGUGGCACCAAUGGCGACUCCAAAAACUUCACGCCAGAUUCGAAGCGGUUCGACAGUCCAACCCCAUCAGCCAAAAAUACCCCCGACAACCGCGCAUCGAGCCUGGUGGCUACUGCACUCAAGCGCCAAAUGAGUUGUGAUAGUUCCUCAGAUUCAGCCAAGAAAGAGGCUGAUGAGAGGGAGGAUAUUGAUGGUGGCAGCCGUCGCAGCAAGCGUCUUAAAAAAGAUGCCGUCCCCACUGUGGCUGGAUCACACAUGACGCCAUUCCGUCCUUCAGUGCCGAGAAUUCCACGAGACGAAGCUGCGCAAGCAGGAGAGAAAUGCGAAACAUGUACAAGAGGCGAAGAUGCCGGACCCCUUCUUGUUUGCGAAUCAUGCGAUCACGCAUACCACGGCGUGUGUCUGGACCCUCCCCUCAAGCGCAAGCCUGACGCCGAGUGGAAUUGUCCACGCUGCCUCGUGGGCGAUGGACAAUUCGGUUUCGAAGAGGGUGGCUUAUACUCUCUAAAGCAGUUUCAGCAAAAGGCCAACGACUUCAAGCAAGGUUAUUUCGAGAAGAAGAUGCCCUUUGAUCAUACCCUCAAAUGCCAUCGACCAGUGACGGAAGAAGACGUGGAAACCGAGUUUUGGCGACUAGUUGCUGACUUGGAGGAGACGGUUGAAGUUGAGUACGGAGCCGAUAUUCAUUGCACGACACAUGGCUCAGGAUUCCCAACUGCCGAGAAACAUCCCAACAAUCCAUACGCCACCGAUCCGUGGAACCUCAAUGCGUUGCCCUUCCAUCCGGAAAGUCUGUUUAGGCACAUCAAGUCCGAUAUUUCCGGUAUGACAGUUCCCUGGGUCUAUGUGGGCAUGAUAUUUUCGACCUUUUGCUGGCAUAACGAGGACCACUACGCGUACUCGGCCAACUAUCAGCACCUAGGCGCAACCAAGACCUGGUACGGUAUUCCGGGAGCCGAUGCCGAGAAAUUCGAGGCUGCAAUGAAAGAGGCCGUACCCGAGCUCUUUGAGACGCAGCCAGAUCUCCUCUUUCAGUUAGUCACUUUACUGACCCCCGAACAACUCAAAAAAGCCGGCGUGCGAGUGUACGCGCUCGAUCAGCGAGCUGGGCAGUUGGUCAUUACAUUCCCCCAAGCGUACCACGCUGGAUUCAACCAUGGAUUCAACUUCAACGAAGCCGUCAACUUCGCUCCCCAUGAUUGGGAGCCGUUCGGCCUCGCCGGCGUUGAGCGACUCCAAGCCUUCCGACGACAACCAUGCUUCUCCCAUGAUGAGCUCCUGUGUACUGCUGCAGAAGGCAGCACAGCUACCGGCUUGACAAUCCAGACCGCGAAGUGGCUCGCGCCAGCCUUGGACCGCAUACACAAGCGCGAAAAUGCUGAACGAGAGGCCUUCUUUACGAAGCAUGUUGAGUCCUCGCCCCAUGAGUGUCGCAUUCUGAAACCGGGUGAAGAUGCAUGCGCUUUGACGUUCAAGAUCGAGGACGAAGAUGUCCAAGAUGAAGAGGAACAAUGUUGCAGCUAUUGCAAAGCAUUCUCUUACCUCUCCCGAUUCAAGUGUCUGAUUUCUGGCAAAGUGCUGUGCUUGUCACAUGCAGGGCAGCACCCUUGUUGCGAAUUGACAGAACAACAGCGAUAUUCAGGCGAAUCGCAUGUCCUCAUUUAUCGCAAGACGCAUGACGACAUGACUGCUGCAUAUCUUAAGGUUGUCGAGAAAGCCCAUACACCAGUGGUCUGGGAAUCGAAGUACGAGAAGAUGUUGGAUGAAGAGGCAACACCUUCGCUAAAGUCACUGCGAGCUCUCCUUCAUGAAGGAGAACGGAUCCCGUUCGACCUUCCUUCCCUACCUGUGCUACGAGAAUUUGUCGAUCGUUGCAACGACUGGGUGGAAGAGGCGACGAACUACACUGUCCGAAAACAGCAGAACCGUCGUAAAAACGAAAAAGCAUGGCAGGUCGGUAUGCGAAAAUCCAUUGGCAGCGCGGAUCAGGACCAGAAGGAUCGUGAAUCGCGCAACGUCACCAACAUCUACCGGCUCCUGCAGGAAGCCGAGCACAUCGGGUUUGAUUGUCCUGAGAUCCUACAACUUCAGGAACGAGCAGACGCUGUGAAGCAGUUCCAAAGCAAUGCCGCUCGGGCUCUGGAAAAUACGGCCGCCAUACCGAUGGAGACUAUUGAAGAGCUCCUUGAGGAAGGGCGUAGCUUUAACGUAGAUACACCCGAGGUUGAUCGGCUUUCUAAGGCACUAGAGCAGUCACGAUGGAACCAGAAAGCUCGUGCAAACCGUGGAGGGUUCAUGUCCCUGAAGGAGGUUCAAGAGCUCAUCGAAGAGGGAAAACGUCUCGAGAUUCAGUCCUACAAUGAUCAUCUAACGCAUUACUGCGAGCAGCUACAGGCAGGGCAAGCCUGGGAGAUGAAGGCUAGAGAGCUGAUCGUUGCGGAAUUUGUCCACUAUCCUCAGCUUGAGGCGCUAUCCAACCAGGUGCAACUCAAUGCCUUGCCUGUCUCUCAGGAAACCUUGGCAGCUGUGGAUCAGAUUCUGCACAAGCAACGAGAAGCCCAUCGCCAAAUCAUCGACUUGACGGAACGAUGUCGGAACCCCGAUUAUCGACUGCGACCAAAAUACGCUGAGGUCGUCGAUAUCGCAAAGAAAUUAGACGAUCUUAACUCGAAACCCAAUGGCACAAUCGAUCUAGAGAAUGAACGAAAGCGUCACGAGGAUUGGAUGAGAAAAGGCAAGAAGUUGUUUGGGAAGUCGAAUGCACCCCUUCAUAUCCUCAAGAGUCACCUAGAAUAUGUACUGGAGCGCAACAUGGACUGCUUCGACAUUGACCAUGACACACCGAGGUUACCCGGAGAGCCAGUUUCGAGAGACGUAAGUCCUGAGCCUGGCGUCACUAGAUGGGAUGAGACCAGGUCCAGGCAGGUAUUUUGCAUCUGCAGGCGGAUCGAGGCCGGCAUGAUGAUUGAAUGUGAACUUUGCCACGAAUGGUACCACUACAAAUGUCUCAAAAUCGCUCGUGGAAAGGUCAAGGAAGACGACAAGUACACAUGUCCAAUCUGCGACUGGCGGAUGAAAAUCCCACGAGAUGCCUCGCGCCCCAAGCUCGAGGACUUGGUGGCUCUGAUGGAGGAGGUCGCGGUGCUCCCUUUCCAGCCCGAAGAGGAAGAUGUGCUGCGCCGUAUUAUUGAUAAUGCGCAAAACUUCCGGAACCACAUUGCCCCUUUCUGCAACCCGCUCCUUUCAACAGAAGCUGAAGCAGAGACUCAAAGAUUUUUCCUGCGGAAGAUCGAGGGUGCCGAGGUGCUCCUCUCAUACGAAACCAACUUCUUCAGACAGGAGCUGCACAGAUGGUGCCCUGUGGCCCCAGACGCACCGCCUAUCUUCGAGGUAUCUCUCAGCACCAGGAAGCCCAGGCCCACGAAACUCCAAAAGAUGCUGGUCGAGUACGGCGUUGACAACCCUGACGACCUCCCCGAGCACGCGAAGGGAAAGGCAAACAGCUUACGCCGGAAGGCUGCUAACGCGGAGGCUGCUGCGGCUGCGGCUCACACGGGGACCGGGCCCAUCCCACCACCUUCUGGGGCUCCUGGAGCGUUUGCUGGCCCGACAUUCUUCCCACGAGCAUCGCAAGGUGCAUCAGGGAGCAACCCCUCGCAUGGGCAUCCCGACCGGCCGCACUCCCAGGCCGGGUCCAACCGUUCCAGAGAUGAUGUGAUGUCUGGCUUGCACCCUGGACUGCUGGGUGCCGGCGGACCGCAGCUGGUUGGCGACCUCUCAUCCAUGUCUCUGGAAGAGAGGCUGCUGCAGGGCCAGGACGACGGCAUCAACCUGCAUACCGAGGCUGGAAAGAGUAAGGCUCUAGAAAUCCUCUCUCGGACAGAGACAGGUAGAGAACAGGCCGAGAAGAUGUGGGGGCCGGACAUCUGGGGAGCUCGGCCCGGCUCCAUCAGUGAUGCCAAAAGAUCUAUUUCGCCCUCGGCCAUGGACGACAUGAUGAAGGAGGAUGACGGCAAUGUGGAUCAGAUGUUCAAGGAGAUGACGAAUCAAGAUGAUGAAGAGGAUAGCAAGAAAAAGGGCGCCGUCAUUGAUGGCGCCGUGGUAACAACGGCAUCUCUGGAGAAUGAGCGCAAUGGGAUGGACGCCCUCCUGGACGGGGAGUAG